Histoplasma mississippiense is the source of this 2058-nucleotide messenger RNA. RefSeq lists its product as hypothetical. Bases 1 to 2058 code for a protein of 685 amino acids. Gene Ontology annotation, molecular function: protein binding. The transcript is spliced from 5 exons. The record is from RefSeq and is a predicted model, not a curated record. Lineage: Eukaryota; Fungi; Ascomycota; Eurotiomycetes; Onygenales; Ajellomycetaceae.
AUGGCAGACCCGGACGAGGAGAGCGAUGAUAACUCUGCUGCUUCGCUGCCAGCUGGACGCUCUCGCAGAAGGUCGACAAACAGCUUGUCCGCCUCUGCACACUCCCGUUCCAAACUGUUGCGCACGCCAAACAAAUCCAUUCCCCCAUUUCACAACCUCCACCCCUCUGCUCCCACUUCCCCUCCAACUCCCGCCCCGAGUCCGACACCACACCAACGAGCCCCUAGCUGGCAGAGCGCUGGCGAAGACGAGGACACCUUUCUGCGGGAUGCGAGACAGCAUUUCAGCUUGCUAGGGCGUGCGGAGGGACAAAGAUUUCUGGCGGAGAUUCUGAAUCUAUGUGAUAAUCAGCAACUCAGUUUUGUCUAUCAUUUUGUCAGCCCGCGGCUGAAGAAGGAUCCGUUUAAAGUGCUUCCGAAUGAGCUAUGUUUACGGAUCCUUUCAUUCAUCGAUGAUCCCAAAACACUUGCUCGAGCAUCGCAAGUCUCAACACGAUGGCACGAGCUUCUAAAUGAUGAUAUGACCUGGAAGCUCCUGUGUGAUAAUCAUGCUUAUAGAACCAUGUCCGAAAACACCCAAGAGGAUUCUGAGCCCUUCUCUUUUGCCCUUCCUCCAAACCCUUACGAUCCCCGUUUCGCGCAGCAGCAGUUGAACAACAGCGACGACCCUUUGGCAAGUAAUAAUAGCGCAGUUACUACGCCCACGACAUCCAGAGCACCCUCGUCGUUAGGAAACCACUCACGGAAACGACGAGUGAAGACCAAAACCUACAGAUCACAUUUCAAGCAGAGAUACAUGGUUGAAGCGGCCUGGCGGAAGGGGGGACAUUUAAUCACCAAACACAUCACGCCAGAUCAUGGGGUUGUUACAAGCCUGCAUUUAACAUCCAAGUUCAUCGCCGUCGCGCUGGAUAAUGCCAAGAUUCACAUUUUUAAUACAGAGGGCGAGCAUCAGAGGACAUUACAAGGCCAUGUCAUGGGCGUUUGGGCCAUGGUACCGUGGGAUGAUAUCCUUGUCAGUGGUGGAUGUGAUCGUGACGUGCGUGUGUGGAAUAUGGCUACUGGGAUCUCGCGAUACGACCUUGCGGAUAUGGGACCUCGCGAAGGUGUCCGCUGCCUAGGGAUCCACGGUGACCUCGUCGUCUCGGGUAGCUACGACACAACUGCGAAGAUUUGGAACAUCUCCGAAGGGCGGUGCCUGAGAACGUUAGCUGGCCACUUCAGCCAAAUCUACGCGAUCGCUUUUGACGGUAAGCGGAUCGCGACGGGUAGCUUGGACACGAGUGUGCGCAUCUGGGACCUGCAGACUGGCCAGUGCCAUGCCAUAUUACAAGGACACACCUCUCUCGUCGGCCAGCUGCAGAUGCGCGGCGACACGCUUGUCACUGGUGGUUCGGACGGAUCUGUCCGUGUCUGGUCACUGCUGCGGAUGGCGGCGAUUCACCGGCUGGCGGCACACGAUAAUAGUAUUACGAGUCUGCAGUUUGAUGAUAAUCGGAUUGUGAGCGGUGGUAGUGAUGGGCGGGUUAAGAUUUGGAAUUUGAGGACGGGCCAGUUGGUGAGGGAGCUGAGUCAGCCGGCGGAGGCUGUGUGGAGGGUUGCGUUUGAGGAUGAAAAGGCGGUGGUUAUGGCGACAAGGGCGGGCCGGACUGUUAUGGAGGUCUGGUCUUUCGCACCGCCCGAUGAUGCCUUCGACGAUCCUGGUUCAGACUCCGAUAGCCAGUCCAGCACCGUAGAACUAGGCUUCGGCAAUAACAAUAGCACCAGUCACCAUGAAUUCGGUAAUCCCUACCAUCACCAUCAUCACACGGAUGAUAAUAUUAAUAACCCCACCUCGUCUUCCGCCGUCACCGAAGUGGAAUCAUCAUCAUCCUCGCUAUCAUCAUCGUCGUCCGUUGCUGUACUCUCCCCGCCUCCUGCCGCAGCCGCAGACCCAGUCCCGUUGACCUCCGCAUCUACCGCAUUGCAGAACACUACCCAGGACUUGGAUAUGCAAGAUGUUUUCAUCGAUAUCAGCAAUAGCAACAGCAGCGGCGGCAGGGAUGCGAAUGACCACUGA